UUCGCUUAGUCUAUUGAUAUUCAUGUUUCUAUUUUAUUAGUUCUACUGAAAAUGAAAAAUAUAACUUUAGUGUUGUUGGUUAUAGUAGGACUUGCACUAGGUGCCGGAUUGGGCGCCCUUAUUUGGUGGCUAAUUCGUAGUAAAAAUCUUUAUGAAACUAUCCUUCUAGAAGGUAGAGUAGGAGAUGUCAACUCCACGGCAGCCUUCACAAGAUUUCGCGGACAGGGUGAUAUGUUUUGGUGGUUCUACCCGACUCUUGCACCUUCACCGAUGACCCGGCCUGUAAUUUUGUGGCUACAUGGAAUAACUGGAACAUCGACUAGUUUUCUGGCUAAUUUUGGCAUGUUUGGCCCCUAUGACGAGAAUCUUAAUAGAAGAGCCGAUUCAUGGAUAAAUAACUAUAACUUAUUGUUCGUGGAUGCACCUUUAGGAACAGGUUUUAGUACAAGUGACAACAAAGCAAAAUUCCCGGGUGUAGACGAGAAUGCUGAUUACUUGCUCAGAACACUACAAUCAUUUUACGACAUACACGAAGAAUAUAAAAAUUCAUCUCUUUACAUUUGUAGCCAGGGAGACGGUUCACAACUUGCCCUUGCACUUACUAUAAAAUUAUAUGAGAAAGGCAGCAUCUCAAAUGACUUCAAGGGAAUAAUUUUAGGAAAUCCUGUGAUUUCUCCUGCUUUGGCUCUUACAAAGUUAGGGUUUUAUUUAGAAGAGCUCGGCUACAUAGACGGUAGAGGCCGAGAAGCUGUUGAAAAUUUCACUAAAAUAACAAACUCGUUGGUUCAAUCAAACCAGCUUGAAAACGCUUUCGAUCAUUUCACCUCCCUCGGAUAUUUCGUUAAUGAGAACACUGGCGCCACUGCUGUUAAUUUGGCCCACAUUGUUGAGAAAUUAACUCGGAAUUCUUCAACUCAGGACUAUUUCGGAGAGAGAAGUUAUGUAGAAAGUGUAUUCCGCUCCAACACAAAUAUAAACAGUUUUAUGGAGACAGUAGUGGCGCCUGCCCUAGGCAUGUCUGAUACUGUCAAGUAUGAUGGACAGCGUGAUGCGGCGAUACGAGCUUUUAGAAGCUCUUAUAUGAAACCCAUCGUGGACAAAGUCGAACAUAUUCUCAACAACACAACACUGACUGUCAAUAUUUACAAUGGCAACCUGGAUGCAGUUUCUAAUACGCCCGGUCAAUUAGAAUGGAUCAACAAACUCUCGUGGUUUGGACAGGCAGAAUUCUUAAAUUCCUCAAGAACAACCUUGGUGUUUAAUCGUCUUAUUGAGGGCUACUUCCGAGAGGCGGAAAGGCUACGAUUUUACUGGAUAAACGUCGCAGGACAACUGGUUCCACUCGACAAUCCCGUUGGAAUCCGAAGAGUUCUAAAUCGCAUUAUAAAUUAAAAACAAUACAAUAAAAUAGAAACUUA
Messenger RNA from Maniola jurtina (meadow brown), 1418 nucleotides. RefSeq names its product retinoid-inducible serine carboxypeptidase-like. Bases 52 to 1392 code for a protein of 446 amino acids. Gene Ontology annotation, biological process: proteolysis. Lineage: Eukaryota; Metazoa; Arthropoda; Insecta; Lepidoptera; Nymphalidae. The record is from RefSeq and is a predicted model, not a curated record. The transcript is spliced from 9 exons. Gene Ontology annotation, molecular function: serine-type carboxypeptidase activity.